Molecule: messenger RNA, 3628 nt
Organism: Cavia porcellus (domestic guinea pig)
Lineage: Eukaryota; Metazoa; Chordata; Mammalia; Rodentia; Caviidae
Gene: P3h2
Product: prolyl 3-hydroxylase 2
Exons: 15
Coding region: 128-2257 (709 amino acids)
Biological process (GO): collagen metabolic process
Cellular component (GO): endoplasmic reticulum
Molecular function (GO): protein binding; L-ascorbic acid binding; iron ion binding
Source: RefSeq, a predicted model, not a curated record
CUCUGUCCGCUGAGCGCGCCGGUCACCUGGGGCUGCCGGGGAGCGGAGCGCGGCGGGACCGGGGCGGGACGCGAGGGGCCCGGACCGGUGGGAGCGCGGCCGGCGGGCGGCGCCCGAGUGCGGGAGGAUGCGGGAGCGCACCCGCACGUCGCUGCCGCUGCCGCUGCUGCUGGCCCUGCUGCUCCCGCCGCCGCUGUGGGGCGGCCCCCCGGAGCCCGAGCCCGAGCGCGACCGCCACCGCGACCGCGGGCCGCUGCAGCCCUUCGAUGUGCUCUACGCCAGCGGCGUGGCCGCCUAUUACGGCGGGGACUACGAACGCGCCGUGCGCGACUUGGAAGCGGCGCUGCGCAGCCACCGGCGCCUGCGGGAGACCCGCGUGCGCUGCGCCCGCCACUGCGCCGCGCGCCGCCCGCUCGCGCCCCCCGGCGGCGCGGGGCCCGGCUCCGAGCUGCCCUUCUUCCGCGCCCUGCUGGAGCGCGCGCGCUGCCAGCGCAGCUGCUGGAGCCAGCGCCUCGGGGGCCCCGAGUCCCUGUACCGCGCCAGCGAGGAUGUGCGGAGCGACUUCCAGCGCCGAGUGCCCUACAACUACCUGCAGCGGGCCUACCUCAAGCUUGACCAGCUGGAAGAGGCAGCACAGGCAGCCCACACUUUUUUCAUGGCCAACCCUGAGCACAUGGAAAUGCAGCAGAACAUCGAGAAUUACAGAACCAUGGCUGGUGUGGAAUCACACCAGUUGGUAGAUCGAGAGGCCAAGCCACACUUGGAGAGCUACAGUGCAGCAGUGAAGCAUUAUGAGGCUGAUGACUUUGAACUGGCUAUCAAGUACUUUGAAAAGGCUUUAAGAGAAUAUUUCAAUGAAGAUGCGGAGUGCCGAGCCCUGUGUGAGGGGCCUCAGAGAUUUGAAGAGUACAAUUACUUAGGCUAUAAAGCGGGUCUCUAUGAAACCAUCGCAGAUCACUACAUGCAGGUGCUGGUUUGUCAGCAUGAGUGCGUGAGGGAACUUGCCACGCGCCCCGCCCGCCUCUCACCCAUCGAGAACUUUCUUCCUCUGCAUUACGACUACCUGCAGUUUGCCUACUACCGAGUUGGUGACUAUAUAAAAGCUUUGGAGUGUGCUAAGGCCUACAUCCUGUUCCAUGCUGAUGACGUGGACGUGCUGGACAAUGUGGAUUACUAUGAAAGUCUGUUGGAGGAUAGCACAGACCCAGCAUCCAUUGAGGCUAGAGAGGAUGCGGCAAUGUUUGUGAAACGUCAUAAACUUGAAGCUGAAUUGAUAAAAUCGACUGCAGAGGGUCUGGGAUUUUCAUACACUGAACCAAAUUAUUGGAUUCGAUAUGGAGGACGACAAGAUGAAAAUCGGGUGCCUUCAGGAGUGAAUGUGGAGGAGGCAGAAGUACAUGGGUUGUCAAUCAGAAAGAAAUCGUCAGCUAAGAUACACCGAGAUUUAACAGAGGGUGGCCCUCUGCUGUAUGAAAAUGUCACCUUUGUGUAUAACUCGGAGCAGCUGAACGGGACUCAGCGGGUUCUCCUGGAUAAUGUCCUGUCUGAAGAGCAGUGCCGGGAGCUGCACAGCGUGGCCAGGAGAAUCAUGCUUGUUGGUGAUGGAUACAGAGGAAAGACUUCACCCCAUACACCCAAUGAAAAGUUUGAAGGUGCAACUGUCCUGAAAGCACUCAAAUUUGGUUAUGAGGGCCAAGUCCCGCUGAAGAGUGCCCGUCUGUUUUAUGAUGUCAGUGAGAAGGCCCGAAAGAUCGUGGAAUCCUAUUUCAUGCUGAACUCAACCCUGUAUUUUUCCUAUACACACCUGGUCUGCCGAACAGCCCUGUCCGGUCAGCAAGACAGAAGAAACGACCUCAGUCAUCCCAUCCAUGCGGACAACUGCCUGCUGGAUCCCGAAGCCAACGAGUGCUGGAAGGAGCCCCCUGCGUACACUUUCCGGGACUAUAGUGCUCUUCUAUAUAUGAACGAUGACUUUGAAGGAGGAGAAUUCAUAUUCACUGAAAUGGACGCUAAGACGGUGACUGCCUCUAUCAAACCAAAGUGUGGGCGUAUGAUCAGCUUCUCAUCUGGAGGGGAGAACCCGCAUGGGGUGAAGGCAGUCACCAAAGGCCAGCGCUGUGCUGUGGCUCUGUGGUUUACCUUGGACCCACUCUACAGAGAGCUGGAACGAAUAAAGGCCGAUGAAGUGAUUGCAAUUCUGGAUCAAGAGCAGCAAGGGAAGCAUGAACUGAGUAUCAACCCCAAGGAUGAGCUAUAACAACGAGAAUGUUCUAAGAAAUAUUUAUUUAAGUUGUUAAUCUUAGAAGAACCUUUUUAUUUUUGUACAGAAUUGUGGUAUAAAUUAACAGGUUAAUAUGAGUUGCUCGAUCUCCUUUCUGUUCCUAUCGAUCCUUGCUUCCUCUAACUCUGUCUUUCAUGGUUUUCUUCAGUUACCUUCUUGAAGCCCAGUCAGCGGUCCAUCCACACACCACACACCACACACAUGCAACCCAGCACACACACACACCGCACCAACCUACGCACAACACAUGUACAACAUAACACAGAUACUACUACACACAAGCAACAGGCAGAUAUUCAAACACCACAUACAAUGCACCAUAAAAACAUGCAAAGACCCACCAUAUGUAUGACAUAAUACACAAACAUACAAACACAUGUCAUCCCUACAAAAUAAUACAUCAUUAUAUAAACACAUAUCACAACACAAACAAAUGCACUACACAGACAACACACUCACACACCACACAAAUACAUAAUAUUCAAAUACAGAAACAAGCCAUAUACAAAUACGAUACCAUACCAAUAGACACAACGCACAGAUACACAAAAUCCCACCAUGUAUAGCAUACAGAAAUAUACACUGCACACACUGAUGACAUAUACAGACAUGCACUACACACACACAAAAAUACAACACACAUGUCCAGAAACAUGCACAGAAACACACACACACUUUAUUGCAUGGACACAGAUCAGAGGGAAUAAGCUCGUCCUUUGUAAAAGCACAGCUCUGGUGCAUUCCCCAGGCCUAAAGUUAGCAUGUGCCUUGGUCUUGGUGGCCUUUCUGGCUUAUUGCCUUUCAGUAGUAUCUGUCCCCAAUGUCCUGACCCUGAGCUCGGCCUCCUCUGUCGCCAGUGCCAGCUCAGCUUGGUAAGCCCUCUGGUAGAAUCUGCGUUGCCUCAGCCCUCAGGGGCACAGAAGGCAUCCAGGCUCCAGGAAGGAGCCACAGACAAGGACUGUGAGAUAGGGUCACCGGUCUUUCCAGGGCCCCGUGGUGGCUCUGUGGCUCUGGCAUUUUCACCAGGGGGGCAAUUUACAUUGGAAGCUCUGAUCCAUUGCCGCCAGUGCACUGGAGGGGUAUCCUGGCAGUUGGAAGUCAUAUGGCAGCUGAAGUGGAAUGGCCUUGCCAGCAACCUCGGAACAACACCUUAGUCCCCCACGGCACAGGGCACCACAGGGGGCCGCUGGAGCAUCACAGCCACUGGAGGAGAGGAAUGCUUUGUGUUCCAGUCAGGAAACACACCCCUGUUGACCCCAGGCUUCAUCUGCCCCUCCCUAUGGUUGCUGUACAGCUCACAGACCCUGCUUGUGUCUGAGCUGCUUAAUAAAAGGACCCUUAUUUUCA